AUGCUCGACAUCGCCUCUCAGAUGGUACUGAAAUGGGCCCGCUUUGGCCCUACGAAUCCCAUCAACGUCGUUCAGGAUUUCACUCGCCUGACUAUUGACACCAUCGCCCUCUGUGCCAUGGACACUCGAUUCAACUCAUUCUACAUGAAUGAAGUUCCGCCCUAUGUCGAGGCUAUGGUGGGCUUGCUCAGGGAGUGCCAGCAACGAACAUAUCGACCAUGGUGGUACACUGCCCUCUGGCGGGAGGCAAACCAAAAGUACGAGGAGAACAAAAGGCAUGUCCAUCAAAUUGCUGCUGAUGUCAUUGCUCGUCGCCGGGCCAAUCCGUCCUCCGACAAGAAAGACCUCGUCGAUGCUAUGCUCAACGGUAGCGACCCUAAGACGGGGAAGAAGCUCACAGAUGAGACCAUUAUUGACAACAUGAUCACUUUCUUGAUUGCCGGACACGAGACAACAUCGGGGUUGCUGUCAUUCCUGUUCGCUCUGCUCGUCCAAAACCCAGAAGCAUACAUGAAGCUUCAGAAUGAGGUCGAUAUCGUGCUCGGUGCAGAACCCAUAACAGCGGACAAGCUCAAAGACCUACUUUACACGAAGGCAUGCUUGUGGGAGACGUUGAGGCUUCAGCCCCCAUCUGGAGUCUGGACCGUGACGUGUAUGGAGUCAGACCCCUCGGUACCAGUAGUGCUGGCCAACAAAUGGGAGGUCAGAAGCGGGCAGACUAUGAUAAUCGUCAACCCGAAGCUACAUCGAGACCCGCACGUAUGGGGCGACGAUGCUGAAGAAUUCAGGCCCGAAAGGAUGCUGGGAGAGAACUUUACCAAACUGCCCAAGAAUGCCUUGAAGCCAUUCGGAAACGGACAACGAGCAUGCAUUGGGAGAGCGUUUGCCAUGCAAGAAGCCACUCUGGCGUCGGCGCUACUAUUCCAGAAGUUCGACUUCAAGCUGGUGGAUCCCGGCUUCAAGCUCUCCGUUCAGCAGAACCUGGCUCUCAAGCCCCAUGAGUACUUCAUGUACGCCAAGCUUCGUCCACAAAUCGACAUCAUGUCUUUACAGCGGGACCUCUUCAGCGCUGGCUGA
Molecule: messenger RNA, 1077 nt
Organism: Anthostomella pinea
Lineage: Eukaryota; Fungi; Ascomycota; Sordariomycetes; Xylariales; Xylariaceae
Source: the annotation of a GenBank genome assembly